Messenger RNA from Fonsecaea multimorphosa CBS 102226, 3375 nucleotides. RefSeq lists its product as uncharacterized. Gene Ontology annotation, biological process: intracellular calcium ion homeostasis; calcium ion transmembrane transport. Gene Ontology annotation, molecular function: P-type calcium transporter activity; ATP hydrolysis activity; ATP binding. Lineage: Eukaryota; Fungi; Ascomycota; Eurotiomycetes; Chaetothyriales; Herpotrichiellaceae. Gene Ontology annotation, cellular component: plasma membrane. The record is from RefSeq and is a predicted model, not a curated record. The transcript is spliced from 2 exons. The coding region runs from base 1 to 3375 and encodes 1124 amino acids.
AUGGGCAAAAGGGGCGCAAGGGCCGAACAAAACUAUCCUAAGCAACCUUUCCUGCUCUCUCCGCAUGAAAUCGUUGGCCAGCUCGAGACAAGGCUCGACUCGGGCCUGAGCGAAGCUCAAGUCCAGCAGUACCAACAGAAAUAUGGACCCAACAGACUCGAAGGAGAUGGAGGCGUCUCUUGGUAUGCAAUUUUGGGCAAGCAAAUCUCCAAUGCCAUGAUACUGGUAUUGGUGCUCGCCAUGGCGCUCUCCUACGGUGUGGAAGAUUUUGUGGAAGGCGCUGUCAUCACAGCCGUCAUUGUCCUCAACGUCCUUAUUGGCUUCUACCAGGAGUUUCAGGCUGAAAAGAAAAUGGAUGCUCUACGGUCGCUAUCCUCCCCUUCAGCUGCCGUGCUUAGGGACGGGAAUGAGUUGACCAUUCCAUCCGCGGAAGUGGUUCCCGGCGACAUCGUAUCUAUCAAGACUGGGGAUACUGUUCCGGCUGAUUUGCGGCUGUUCGAGGUCAUGAACCUCGAAUGUGACGAGGCCAUCCUGACCGGCGAGGCGCUACCAGUUGCCAAAGAAGUCGAAUUUGAGGCGGCAAAGCACGGCAUUGCGAAAGAAGAUCUGGGACUGGGCGAUCGACUCAACAUAGCGUACUCAUCGUCUACGGUCACCAAGGGACGAGGUCGCGGGGUGGUGGUCUACACUGGUAUGUCGACCGCUAUCGGGGGAAUAGCUGCCUCGCUGCAGGGCAAGCGUCGCAAGCCCAAUCGAUCCAUGUCAAGGAAGAAGUACGGACCCAUGCAGCCCGUCAAGGGCGGUGCCCUUCGCACAUACGACGGUGUGCGCAAGUUCCUAGGCCUCACCGGGGGCACGCCUCUCCAGAUCAAGCUCAGCAAGCUGGCGUACGUCCUCUUUGGUUGUGCCAUCCUCCUUGCCAUCAUCGUGUUUGGCGUCAAUCGAUUCAACGUCACAAAUGAGGUCGCCAUUUACGCCAUCUCGACCGGAAUUGCCAUUAUUCCAGAGUCUCUGAUUGCAGUCCUCACCAUCACCAUGGUCGUGGGCAUGACGCAGAUGCGGAAACGCAAGGUCGUCGUUCGACAGCUCAGCGCACUCGAAGCCCUCGGCGGUGUCACCAACAUCUGCUCAGAUAAAACCGGCACUCUCACACAGGGCAAAAUGGUGACGCGGAAAGCAUGGAUCCCCGGUGUCGGCAUCUACAGUGUGGAAAAUUCAAACAAUGCUUCCGACCCCACAGAAGGGACCAUCACGCUAGGGAAGGCACCCAGAUCUCGGCAGGAAGUCGAAGCAGAGAAACUAGCUAGAGAAGAUGCUUUUGACCGCAAACGAAGCACCGCCGGUAUCUCGUUCGAUCUUCCGAGCGAGAAAGUACAGAAUGACACUGAAAAGGCUAUGGCGAAAGCAUACAACGACGUCAAGUCGAACCCAGAGGUUACGAUAGAACUCCAAGCGUUCCUGGAAGCUGCGGCCCUUUGCAAUUUGGCCUCUGUUCGCAAAAUCGCCGAGGACGGCCAGGAACAGAAGUGGAAAACAACCGGCGACCCAACAGAGAUUGCGCUGCAAGUCUUCUCGCACCGCUUCAACUACGGCAAGAGGACCCUCGAGGGAAACGGUUGGACUCAGAGGAUGGAGUAUCCCUUCGACAGCUCUAUCAAGCGCAUGUCGGUCGUGUACACCAAACCUGGACUUGACCACUCCAUCAUCUUCACCAAAGGCGCAGUGGAACGCAUCAUCGACCUGUGCACGGCCGUGGGCGUAGGCGAAUAUGAACAAGCCAUGACUGCUUCACUCAAGGAAGGCAUCUUGGAGCAAAUGAUGUUUCUUGCCGAACAAGGUCUGCGCGUGUUAGCGGUCGCGAGGAAAUUCACGACCAUGGAAAUCGAGGAGCACUCAGAUGUGGAUCGCAGCCUUGUCGAGAAAGAUCUCUGUCUGCUUGGUCUCGCCGGCCUGUAUGACCCACCGCGCCUGGAAACCAAAGCCGCGGUGCAGGCCUGCACGACCGCCGGCAUCACCGUGUCCAUGCUGACAGGCGAUCACCCGUCAACGGCGACCGCCAUCGCGAAGGAAGUCGGCAUCAUUCCAAAGAACAUGGGCACUCUCCCGGCAGUUGUGGCGGCCGCCAUCGUGAAGACAGCGACUGAGUUCGACAGGAUGAGUGACACCGAGAUUGACGCCCUUCCAACCCUGCCUCUCGUGGUUGCGCGCUGCGCGCCCGAGACCAAAGUCCGCAUGAUCGAAGCGCUGCACCGACGGAACAAAUUCGCUGCCAUGACCGGCGACGGCGUGAACGAUUCGCCAUCCCUCAAGCUCGCCGACGUCGGCAUCGCCAUGGGCCUCAACGGAAGCGACGUGGCGAAAUCGGCAGCGGACAUUGUCCUAACCGACGACAACUUCGCGUCCAUCGUCAGCGCGGUCGAGGAAGGUCGGCGGAUGUUCGACAACAUCCAGCGCUUUGUGCUGCACCUCCUCGUGGCCAACGUGGGCGAGGUGAUCCUGCUGAUCUGCGGCCUGGGAUUUCAGGACGACGCAGGAUUUUCGGUGUUUCCGCUCUCGCCCUUGCAAAUCCUGUGGAUCAACAUGCUCACUUCGUCAUUCCCAGCGUUCGGGCUUGGGCGCGAAAAGGCGUCGCCGGACGUGAUGGCGCGGCCGCCGCGCAACCACAAAAAAGGCAUCUUCACCUGGGAACUCAUCACGGACAUGCUCGUGUACGGCACCAUCCAGGGCACGUGCUGUCUGAUGACGUUCGUCUUCAUCGUCUACGGGCCCGGCCCGGACGGGCUGGGCCAAGACUGCAACCGCGAGUUCAACGACACUUGCGACGUUGUGUUCCGUGCCCGAGCGGCCGUGUUCGCCGAGCUGACCUGGCUGAUCCUGAUCUCGGCGUGGGAAUUCAAGGCCUUGCGGCGGAGCAUGUUCCGGAUCAACCCGCACGACUCGCGCUCCUUUCCCUUCUUUCAAGACGUCUGGGAGAACCAGUUCCUGUUCUGGUCCGUCGUCAUCGGCGCCCUCUCGGUAUUUCCCGCCGUGUACAUCCCCGGCUUGAACACGUCCGUAUUCAAGCACAAGGGCAUCAGCUGGGAGUGGGCCCCGGCCGUAGUCUGCGUCUUUGUCUUUGUGAGCGGCAUCGAGGCUUGGAAGUACGUCAAGCGGGCCGCCGGUUGGUUCGAGGACGAAGAGACCGAGGGCACCAAGGGCAGACACCAUGCUAGCUCCGCGUUGUCGCUAAGACAGGGCUUCUUCACCAUGACCAGGAGUUUCACCAAGAGCAAAUCCGGAGAGAAGCAGAGGGCACCAACAGUGGAGGAGCUGGGUGAUCGGGUUACAAGAAGAGGGCGGACACCUGUGUUGCCCAGGGUCAGAGAGGAUGUUUGA